Messenger RNA from Racocetra fulgida, 1851 nucleotides. The record is from the annotation of a GenBank genome assembly. Lineage: Eukaryota; Fungi; Glomeromycota; Glomeromycetes; Diversisporales; Gigasporaceae.
AUGGAAUUUGAUGGAAAUGAUAUUUUUGAUUCUCAAGAUUUUUUAAUUGGAGAAGAACCUGAAACGGAAUUUCAAUUUUCUGAAGAAAAUGACUUACAACCAUUAACUGAUCAAGGGGAAAUCAAUUCCAGUUCAUCAUCUGCUUCGUCAUCGAAUGCUGAGCAUUCCACAGCUGAUAAAAAUAAUGAUGAAUCGGUGCGUUCUAGAAUGGGUGACCUUGCCUCAAACAAGGCGGGGUUACAAGGAAUUGAUAAAGAAAAGGUUAAUCAAGUUAUUUACGAAGCUUCAAAGAACUCAGCGUUCUAUCACAAUGAAGUCAGAAAGGACGAAGCUCUAAAACACAAAACCGAACUGCUAUUAAAAAAAUACGAAGCUCUCAGAAGACAAGAUUUAUCUAGUUUUGAUAAUAAAGUUAAUAAUUUGGUGCAGGCUAUUGAAUGUAAGAGGGACUUAUCUCGCAUAAUAGUGCACAUUGAUAUGGACGCUUAUUAUGCAGCAGUCGAAGAAAGAGAUAAUCCUUCUUUGCGUGGCAAACCAAUGGCUGUUGGAAGUAAUUCUAUGUUGAGCACAUCGAACUACGAAGCCAGACUUGCGAAGCAAAUACGUGAGGUUUUUGCUCGUUAUGAUCCAAAUUAUACUCCAAUGAGCUUGGACGAAGCAUACUUAGAUAUUACAGAAUAUCUUAAAACAACUGAUAUAACACCCGACGAAGUAGUUGAGCAAAUCCGGAAAGAAAUAUAUGAAGAGACAAAAUUGACAGCUAGUGCAGGUAUCGCCGCCAACAUCAUAAGCAAACCUAAUGAGUUAUUGGCUAAACUUCGCGAAUUAGUUGAUCAUCUUGCUGCUGACCUUGCUAAAGAAUACCUCCACUGGUUUUUUAAACAACAAAAUCCUCCAAGACAAUCAACAACUCCUAAAGAAUCUGAACUUGAACCACCAAGAACAUCAAAACCUGAGAAAGAUACGAAUGACCAGGAAAAACAAACUAAAAAACAACGUCUUAACAUUGAACCAUUUGGAACUUCGAAUGCAUCAAACCAUAAUUCCGCUCGAAGAAAUGUAGUCGAACUAUUGGCAGAACGUGAAUCCAUCACAACUUUUUGUACUCCAACUCAGGAAACCAGUGAAAAAUAUAAAUGGUAUCCUGUACCAACUGUUCUUAAGCAAUAUAUUUGCCCUGGUUGUAAUAAACAGUUUCCAAAUAUAAAAAUUUCUCAAAUUAACAAACAUCUGGAUACAUGUUUAAAUGCUGAAGAUAUAAUUGAUAGUGAUUUUGGACAAGAUGUAAUCUAUUCAAGCUAUUUUGUACAAACCGAACAAGAUGAAUUAGACGAACGAAUUGAACAAGACGAACGAAUUGAGCAAGUUGAACAAGAUGAUCGAAUUGAACAAGAUGAUCGAAUUGAACAAGAAGAUCGAAUUGAACAAGACGAACGAAUUGAACCAGAAGAACGAAUUGGAAUAGUUGAAUCUGAAGAUACAAAUAGUGAAAUUUAUGGAUCUGAUAUUCCUGAAAACUCCGAAAACGACCCGGGCCCUCAAAUGAUGAGUAUUGAUUGGAAAUGUCCAAAUGCUAUUACAUCUAAUCAAUUAUCAUCUAAUAAAAUUAAAGAAAUCAAAGAUCUAAAUCAUGAAAUUGAAAAAAUUAAAGAUUUAAAUAAUGAAAUCAAUAGUGAAAUUGAAAAAACAAUUGAAGAUUUAUAUAGUGAUAUUGAAUCUCUCAAUCAGUUUGAAGAAAGUAAUCAGUUUGAAGAAGCAAUUCGUUUGAAGAAAGCAAUCAUGUCGCUUAGGAUUUUGACUUCGUCCCUACCAGCACCAACACGAAAGACAAACCAACGUCUCAAUACGAUG